CACACAGACAGUUUGAAUCCGGAAUCAAACAACAACAACAACAACAAUGGCACAUUAUGGUCUCUACUGCCAUAUGCUCCUUGUGUUCUCUAUGAUAUGUCCAUUUAUCAGUUCUUUCACCGUUAUCACCUCCGACACGGUGGCGCCGUCUGCACUGAUCGACGGACCACAAACAGGAUUCACGAUGACUAACGACGGCUCACACACAGAGCCCGACGAGCAAGAUGCUGUCUACGACAUAAUGCGUGCCACCGGCAACGACUGGGCCGCCGCAAUUCCAGACGUGUGUCGAGGCAGAUGGCACGGGAUCGAGUGUAUGCCUGAUCAGGAUAACGUCUACCACGUUGUCUCUCUGUCGUUCGGAGCUCUCUCAGACGACACGGCGUUCCCGACUUGUGACCCGAAACGCUCUUACAUCUCGGAGUCCCUCACCAGACUUAAACACCUCAGAGCGUUGUUCUUUUAUCGCUGUUUGAGCCGGGCCCCACAGCUGAUACCUUCGUUUCUGGGCCGCUUGGGCUCGAGUUUGCAGACACUCGUUUUGAGGGAGAACGGCCUGUUCGGUUCAAUCCCUAACGAAUUGGGCAAUCUCACCAAUUUGAAAGUUCUUGAUCUGCAUAAAAACAACCUCAACGGUUCCAUUCCCUUGUCGCUUAACCGGUUAUCCGGUUUGAGAUCACUUGAUCUGAGCGUGAACCGUUUGACUGGUUCGAUUCCCGGUUUGCUUCUUCCGGAUCUGAACGUUCUGGACUUGAACCAUAAUUUGUUAACCGGACCGGUCCCAGCUACACUCUCUACCUGUGGUUCGUUGAUCAAAAUUGAUCUUAGCCAUAACCGAGUCACUGGUCCUAUCCCCGACUCCAUUAACCGGCUCAACCAACUAGUGCUUCUGGAUUUGAGCUAUAACCGGUUAUCAGGUCCGUUCCCGUCUUCUCUCCAAGGGCUAAACUCACUUCAAGCUUUGGUGCUCAAAGGGAAUACAAACUUCGCAUCAGCUAUUCCAGAAAACGCGUUCAAAGGGCUCAAGAACUUGAUGAUUCUGGUUCUCUCGAAUAUGAAUCUCCAUGGCUCAAUACCGGGAUCCUUGACUCGGUUAACCAGUCUCCGUGUCCUUCAUCUGGAGGGCAACAACUUGACCGGGUCGAUUCCUAUGGAGUUUCGGGGCGUGAAGGAUCUAAGCGAGCUGAGGCUAAACGAUAACCGUCUGACGGGGCCAGUACCGUUCGAGAGAGACAUAGUGUGGAGGAUGAGGAGAAAGCUGAGGCUGUAUAACAAUGCCGGUUUGUGCGUUAACAGUGAGAGUAACUUGGAUGAUGUCUUCGGUUCAAGUGUGGGGUUGUGUGAAGGAGAAACGAAGAGACCUGGUCCUUCCGGUACGGUCCAGCAUCUAUCUGGAGCAGGUGGCGGCAAUGUCACUGCGGACAGAGCUACGUACGUGUCAAGCGGUUCCAAGUCAUUGGGCUUCUUUGGUCUAUCUGCAUUUCUUGUUGUGUUCAAUUUCGCGUAUAUGCUACUCUCUUGUUAGGCAAGGGAUUUAAAACAAACCUGCUGUAAAUAUAUCCUAUCCAAGUUACAAGAAAGUUGCCUUCCUACCU
Brassica oleracea var. oleracea is the source of this 1595-nucleotide messenger RNA. RefSeq names its product protein TOO MANY MOUTHS. Lineage: Eukaryota; Viridiplantae; Streptophyta; Magnoliopsida; Brassicales; Brassicaceae. Bases 47 to 1525 code for a protein of 492 amino acids. The transcript has a single exon. Gene Ontology annotation, molecular function: protein binding. The record is from RefSeq and is a predicted model, not a curated record.